GUUAUUUACCUCAGCAGGGUAUCUUUUCCCAGGCUCAUGCAUAGCUGAUUGUUGCAGACUGCCAGGUGAUUUAUCUUCUCGGGUGGAGUAAAAUCGAUCCUCUGCUUGUUGAAAAUAGGCUUUUCCUCCUCUAGUCUUACAUUGACAAAGCCUGAUGGACGAGCAGUACAACGUGUUCCUUAUAAUCCUCACAAAUAUUAUUCUAUGGAGAAACUGGUGCUUACCUGAGUGUGUUAUACCGAUGUUAGCAGACGAGAGGCGGCUGUGCUGCUGCGCACUUUGCCUGGUGUUUUGUGAAUCCUCGUACUCGUCCAGGAUUGAAGCCAUACUUAAAAUCGAACUGGCGUCCCCUUAUCCUUAAAGCAAAAAGGCUAAAACGACAUGAAUGAGCAGCUAGCUUCCUAGCUAGCCAGCCGGCCGCCUAGCUAGCAGCGCAUUCACUAAAAUGACUUACCGACCCGCUUAAUCCAGCCAAAGUGCACGUUUAGUAUAUUUUAAACAUGGACGAUCUGUAUAGAAUUAAAGUAUUACAUUGUAAACAUCCAAUAAAGGUUAACUUCCGAGUAGCAGUGUGGAUUCUGUGGAUGAUGAGUCAGGUGACAGGGGGGGGUCAUGUGAUCGUAGUUGAUGUAAUGCUCUUUUCUGACACCAGAUGCCGCUGUUAAUGAAGCGAGCAGAGCCGCUGUCCAGUGGGCGUGGCUAUGCAAACAAACAACCUGUCUGAGUGGAAAGUUCAAUAAAAAGAAGAACGCAUCCCUCCUGUAACAGUGUAAAUGCAACACACCGGAUGGUACCGACCGCAGGGGUUGACUGAGUCCGCUAUCAAACGCUCCUUGUACGGCCCGACAUGCCACCGCAUAUGGAGUACUUCUACCACGAGUCCCGCGUCCCCUCCGCUUGCGGGCUAACCCGGGAGGACGAGCUGGAACCUGGCGUCAUCAGCUGCAUGCUGGUCGGGGACGGAGCCGUGGGCAAGACCAGCAUGAUCGUCAGCUACACUUCCAACGGCUACCCGGUGGACUACCGGCAGACUGGCUUUGACGUCUUUUCUGGUCAGGUCCAAGUUGAUGGGACCCCAGUCCGAGUUCAGCUUGUGGACACAGCAGGACAGAGUUUGACGAGUUUAGGUCGCUGUCCUACUCCCACACGGAUGUCUUCCUCCUGUGCUUCAGCAUGGUCAACCCCACCUCCUUCCACAACAUCACCAAGAAAUGGGUCCCCAACAUCCGCGCCUACAACCCCACCUCGCCCAUUAUACUCGUCGGCACGCAGUCAGACCUCCUUCUGGACGUCAACAUCCUCAUCAACCUGGACCGCUCCAACGUCAAGCCUGUCCCCAGCGCUCGGGCGCAGAACAUGGCGGAGAAGAUCCGGGCUGCCGACUACAUUGAAUGCUCGUCGCUCACGCAGAAGAACCUGAAGGAGGCGUUCGAUGCGGCCAUCUUUGCCGCCAUAAAGAACAAGGGCCGGCAGGCCAAAAAGAGGCGCUCGUCGGACAGGCGGACUAAAACCUUUUCCAGGUGCAGCUGGAAAAAGUUCUUCUGCUUUGUCUGAGCGUCAAUUCUCCGGGCUGUGGACCAAACCUUUUUAAUUUAUUCACAGCUUGUGGAAGUUUCUCUCAAACGGAGAAGACUUGACAGAAUGGGGAGAAUGCUCUGGAGCUUCUGAUUUACGCAUAGUUUGUUGCCAGGCUUGUACCAUAUCAGGACAGCUUUGUUGAAAACAUGCAAAACCAUGUCAGUUUUGCAUGUCUGUGUGGCAAAACACAGGGCUUUGAACUUAGGUUUCAUUACACGAAGCGUUCAGAGCACUCUCCUUGUUUUCGCCUAUUUAUAAUGUCUGGUUGCUGUGCAAGGUUUCACAUUCUUACCGACUGGUUCCAGUGCCUCGCGGUAAUUAACUCACAGGGACUUUUUGUAUUGUUACAAAAGGCAUGUGUGUGUGUGUGUGUGUGUGUGUGUGUAGCUUUUGUCGUACAAGAAGAAAAAUAACCUUUUGUUUUGGUUUUCAACUUCCUGGCAAUCAUUAACCAGGAACGUCCAGUAUGUAGCAUUUAAUAGACUUUGUUUUGAGUGUCCAGUUUGUCUUUCAACAUCAAAACCAGCGUCUGCAGGCAACUAUAGUUCUAAGAAGAAGAUGAAUUGCAUCCUUCAGGUUGGGAGACUCAGGGUGGAUUUAGGAUGCACCGGAGGGAAGUGCCCCGGUGUCUCCAGUUACAAUUGGAUGAGAUGACAGGAUAUUGAGAAAUCUGGUCCUCCUUACCAACCCAGAUGGACUAAACCACUAAAUCUCAGACAACCAAAGAGCAGCGUCAAACUUCUGUGUUUAAGGCUCUACGGCCCCACAAAGAUGUGAAAGGACAGAGAAAGACUGCGUAAACUAACUCAGGCAGACCCCACGCUACAAAAAUGACUGUAAAAACAGCACUAUAAAUUUAAUGUGGCUCCAAUGAAGUUGCAAGCUUUUUUGAGGACAGCGUCAUUUGCUGGGUAUGGUGCGACACGGUCUCAAUGCAAAGAUUGUGGGGUAUCUGUGCAAAAAAAAAGUUAUAUUUUGUAUCGAUAUGUGUAUAAUUGAGCAAAACUUGAUUAUGCUUCUCGUGGAAGCGGAAUGGACCAUGUUUGUUUUCAAACACCACUUGUCUGUUAUUGUGAAGCCCGUGUGUUUUCUUUACAUGUCAGAGUGAUUGACGCAAAUAAAUGA
This is a messenger RNA of Entelurus aequoreus (snake pipefish), 2703 nucleotides long. RefSeq names its product ras homolog family member V (gene rhov). The record is from RefSeq and is a predicted model, not a curated record. The transcript has 3 exons. Gene Ontology annotation, molecular function: GTP binding; GTPase activity. NCBI's taxonomy places the organism in Eukaryota, Metazoa, Chordata, Actinopteri, Syngnathiformes, Syngnathidae. Bases 848 to 1420 code for a protein of 190 amino acids. Gene Ontology annotation, biological process: small GTPase-mediated signal transduction.